AUUACCAAAUAAUAAAUGAGUUUUGUUUUGGUCUUUGAAGAGAGUGUAUUUGGCAUAAAUUUUUGAGGCAAUCACAGCAUGAAAUUUCCUUGCAAUAGUAGCCACUGAUUUGUGGCUACUGUGCUACCUUAUAUUCAAAUAGUAGCACAAUAUGCUCUUCCACCAGGCGUAGGAAGUACACUCGAGUUGUUAUCUCAUAGAACUGGAGGCAACGAAAUACCAAUACAAAUAAAAAGAUGAGAAAGAACAACCCAGGAUCUGUGAUCUCUUUUUCCUUUCUGAUCUCUCUUUUGUCGACAGAAAUGAUGAUGGCACAAAACGCAACAGUAUCAGUGAAUGUAGGAGUGGUUCUUGACUUGGAGAACUUGGAAAGCAAGAAAUGGUUGAGCUGCAUCAACAUGGCCCUGUCAGACUUCUACGCUACCAAUGGUCAUUAUAAGACAAGGUUGGUCCUCUAUACCAGGAACUCCAUGGAGGAUGUUGUCGGUGCAGCUGCUGCAGCACUGAACUUGAUAAAAAAUGUGGAAGUCCAAGCAAUUAUAGGACCUACAACAUCUACGCAGGCUGGCUUUGUUAUUGAGCUUGGACAAAAAGCUCAAGUACCCAUCAUAUCCUUUUCUGCAUCAACUCCUUCUCUUACUUCUAUCCGGAGACCAUAUUUCUUCAGAGCUACACAAAAUGAUUCAACUCAAGUGGGUGCCAUCGCUGCACUAAUUCAAGCUUUUGGAUGGAGAGAAGCAGUGCCCAUUUACGUUGAUAACGAGUAUGGCCAAGGAGUCAUACCUUAUUUAACUGAUGCUUUGCAAGCAAUUGAUACCCGAAUCCCUUACAGGAGUCUAAUCUCUUUCUUCGCUACUGAUGACCAAAUUGCUGAAGAGCUAUACAAGUUGAUGAGUAUGCAAACUAGAGUUUUUAUCCUGCACAUGCUACCCUCUCUCGGCUCUCGGCUUCUCACUAAAGCAAGAGAGGCUGGAAUGAUGAGUGAAGGCUAUGUUUGGAUCAUGACAAAUGGGAUGUCCGAUUACUUGCGUUCUCUAACCCCUUCUGUUAUCGAAUCAAUGCAAGGUGUAUUGGGUGUUAAACCUUAUGUUCCAAAAACUAAAGAGCUGGAAAAUUUUUACGUUCGAUGGAAAAGCAAAUUCCUGCAAGAUAACCCAGGAACUGUCGAUGUUGAGUCGAGCAUUUACGAACUAUGGGCAUAUGAUGCUGCUAUUGCGUUGGCCAUGGCAAUCGAGAAAGCUGGGGCUGCAAAGAUUGACUUCCAGAAAGCAAAUACUUCCAGCAAUUCAACAACUGACCUUACCACUUUUGGGGUCUCUCUAAAUGGUCCGGACCUUCUUCAGGCAUUGUCAAACACUGGCUUCAAAGGCCUUGCAGGAGAUUUCCUUUUCGUUAAUGGGCAGCUACCAUCGUCGGCUUUCCAGAUAAUUAAUGUAAUUGGUGAUGGAGCAAGAGGACUUGGAUUUUGGACACCCCAAAAGGGACUUACCAAGAAAUUGAACUCAGUGGCAGUCACAAAUUUGUAUUCUACUUCUGAAUCCAAUCUUGCACCAGUGAUAUGGCCUGGGGAUUCAUCUUCUGUUCCCAAGGGAUGGGAGAUUCCAACAAAAGGGAAGAAGUUGCGAAUUCUAGUGCCAGUGAAAGAAGGUUUUAGUGAAUUUGUAAAGGUGACAAGAGAUCCUAGUACUAAUAUCACAACUGUCAGAGGCUACUGCAUUGAUGUUUUUGAUGCUGUAGUGAAAGCAUUACCUUAUACUGUGACUUAUGAAUACAUCCCCUUUGCCAAUCCUGAUGGAAGCAGUGCAGGAACUUAUGAUGAUCUAGUCUAUCAAGUGUACACUGGGAAAUUUGAUGCUGUGGUGGGAGAUACAACUAUAAUCGCAAACAGGUCCUUGUAUGUGGACUUCACAUUUCCUUACACAGAAUCAGGAGUAUCAAUGAUAGUGCCAAUCAAAGACAACAAUAGUAAAAAUGCAUGGGUUUUCUUGAAGCCUUUAACAUGGGAUCUUUGGGUAACAAGCUUCUGUUUCUUUGUUUUCAUUGGUUUUGUGGUCUGGGUUCUUGAACACAGGAUAAAUCAAGACUUUAGAGGACCACCAUCACAUCAAGCUGGAACUGCGUUCUGGUUUUCCUUCUCGACCAUGGUUUUUGCCCAUCGGGAAAGAGUGGUUAGCAACUUGGCUAGAUCAGUAGUAAUCAUAUGGUGUUUCGUUGUAUUGAUUCUGACUCAAAGCUACACGGCCAGUUUAACAAGUCUCCUGACAGUCCAGCAGCUCAUGCCUACUGUGACUGAUGUUCAUCAGCUCAUUAGCAAUGAAGAUAACGUAGGCUACCUGCAAGGUUCUUUUGUUUUGGGAAUCCUAAAAGGGUUGGGUUUUCAUGAAUCCAGACUCAAAGUGUACAAGUCUACUGAAGAAUGCAACGAACUAUUCGUAAAAGGAACUAGGAAUGGCGGCAUUACUGCUGCAUUUGAGGAAGUACCAUAUAUUAAGCUGUUUUUAGCACAGUAUUGCUCCAAGUACACCAUGGUAGAACCCACAUUUAAGACAGGUGGCUUUGGAUUUGUGUUUCCUAAAAGAUCUCUAUUAGUACCUGAUGUCUCAAGGGCAAUCUUGGAUGUGAUUCAAGGAGAUAACAUGAAGAAAAUUGGAGAAGCAUGGUUUGGAAAGCAAAGCAGCUGUCCAGAUCCUAGCACCACUGUUUCUUCCAAUAGCCUUAGUCUCAGAAGUUUCUGGGGGUUAUUUUUAAUUUCUGGAACAGCUUCAGCUUUAGCUCUCAUGAUAUACGGAGCCAUGUUUACCUAUGAGCAUUGGCAGAUUAUCAGGCGUUCUGAUUCAGAAGCUAGAAUAUGGAGUAAAAUUGUUCAUUUGUUGAGAAUAUUUGACGAAAAAGACUUGAAAUCACACACUUUCAGAAAGAGUGAAGUGAAUGAGAUAAGUAUGGGUGCUCCAAGUCCGUCAAUCUAUUCAGUCCGGACAGAUUUUCCUGGAGAACAGGGCAGACCUUCUGCAGAAUAUGGAGAUCCAAAUCCAGAGGAGCAACCAGCUCAAGAAGUAGUGCUAAAUAUUGAUCUUGUCAAUUCAAAUCAAGAUCAAGAGAACGGGCAACAAGUUCUGAAAUAACCUGUCACAACUGCUAAUUGGUAGAUUUAUAUCAUUGACUAUGUGAUAAUUGGAACACCAUCAUCCAUAGUUAUAUACUAAAAUGACUCUUUCUUAAUUAUGUCUGAGAGGUCUUUGGUAAUGCAUGUAAUAUAUAUGUAUUUUAUUUUGAAAAAAAAUAAAAUUCCUGUAUCUGGAAUUCCAAGGCAAUGCUGGAAGCUAGGUAGUUGUCCAAAUUCUAACA
Molecule: messenger RNA, 3345 nt
Organism: Ricinus communis (castor bean)
Lineage: Eukaryota; Viridiplantae; Streptophyta; Magnoliopsida; Malpighiales; Euphorbiaceae
Product: glutamate receptor 2.7
Exons: 5
Coding region: 237-3122 (961 amino acids)
Cellular component (GO): plasma membrane
Molecular function (GO): glutamate-gated receptor activity
Source: RefSeq, a predicted model, not a curated record